Spea bombifrons (plains spadefoot toad) is the source of this 2683-nucleotide messenger RNA. It is a transcript of the gene GBA2, whose product is annotated as glucosylceramidase beta 2. The transcript is spliced from 17 exons. The record is from RefSeq and is a predicted model, not a curated record. Gene Ontology annotation, cellular component: membrane. NCBI's taxonomy places the organism in Eukaryota, Metazoa, Chordata, Amphibia, Anura, Pelobatidae. Bases 101 to 2683 code for a protein of 860 amino acids. Gene Ontology annotation, biological process: central nervous system development; glucosylceramide catabolic process; carbohydrate metabolic process. Gene Ontology annotation, molecular function: beta-glucosidase activity; glucosylceramidase activity.
GGCCGUGUGAUCUCUGCCCCCAGGGGCCCGGCGAGGACUUUGCCCCGGUGGGUGUGACGGCAGCUUAUGGCAUAGAGCAGCCCGCGGACUCCCACACGCCAUGGACGGCGCGGCCGAGCUGAUGGUCCGGUACCUGGCCCCGGCCACGGGAUGCGGGGUCCCCGAGCACGGCUGGAGGAUCUGCCUGGCGCAUGAGUUCGAGGAGAAGAGGAAACCUUUUAACGUCGGCGACGUGUCUACGGCUCAGAUGGUGUCUCACCUGCCCAUGGGGAUCAGGUAUCUCCUCUGGUGGUGGCGGAAGACCCGCGUGGAGAAGAAGGCUCCCUUCAUAGACAUGUUCAAUACGGUUCCCCUACGGCAGAUCUACGGGGCCCCGCUAGGUGGGAUCGGGGGAGGAACCAUUACCCGCAGCUGGCGGGGGGAGUUCUGCCGAUGGCAGCUGAAUCCUGGGCUUUACCAUUACAAGGCGGUGACGGAGAACCAGUUUACCGUGUGCGUCCGCCGCAGGGGCCACACCGUGUACCAGCAGGUCCUCUCCGUGGAGCAUCCGCAUGCCCUGCAAGGCUGGAACUGGGGCUAUUGCGGGAGCCAAGCCUUUUACCACGCCCUGUACCCACGCGCAUGGACGGUGUACCAGCUGCCGGGCCAGGACGUCACCCUCACCUGCCGCCAGGUGUCCCCGAUCAUCCCUCACGACUACAAGGACUCUUCUCUGCCCCUGGCCCUCCUCAUCUGGGAGGUGGAGAGCUCCAGCGAUGAGGAGACUGAGGUGACCAUUAUGUUCAGUCUGAGAAACGGAAGCGGGGCCCGGAGUGAUCGAGCCGGGGGCCACUGGAAUGAACCAUUCCACCUGCACACAGAGGGGGAGCCAGUGAGCGGGGUCCUUCUACAUCACUGCACCGACACCAACCCCUUUACGCUGGGGGUAGCAGCGCGGCACGGGACAGGGGUUCACGUGUCUCACUGCACGGAGUUUGACCCGGCGGGGAUGGGGCAGGAGGUAUGGAAGGACCUGCUGGAGGACGGACGUCUGGAUUCACCCGGGGGUCCCAGCAACCCGACUGCCAAGGGCAAGAAGACGGCAGCUGCGGUGGCCGCCGGGUGCUCAGUGGCCCCAAGAGGACGGGCAACGCUGGAGUUCUGCCUGAGCUGGGACAUGCCGAAGAUACGCUUUGGCUCUGGAGAGAAGGAGCACCACAGGCGGUACACGCGGUUUUUCGGCAGCGCGGGGGACGUGGCCCCGGCCCUCUGUCGGUACGGAUUGACUCAUUACCGGGACUGGGAGGAGAAAAUCGAGGCGUGGCAGGCGCCGAUCCUUCAGGAUGGAGAUCUCCCGUCCUGGUACAAGUCGGCCCUCUUCAACGAGCUCUACUUCUUGGCGGAUGGCGGCACCGUCUGGGUGGAGGUUCCGGGGGAGAGCGCCGCUGACGGGCUCCUGAGUUUGGGCUCCCGGGAGUUGCCGGGGAUGAAGAGCCUCCUGCAGGAAUAUGGCCGCUUCGCCUACUUAGAAGGGCAGGAGUACCGGAUGUAUAACACGUAUGACGUCCACUUCUAUGCCUCGUUUGCGCUGAUCAUGCUCUGGCCGCAGCUGGAAAUCAGUCUCCAGUACGACAUGGCCGCCUCGGUGUUGCAGGAGGAUCCGGAGCGGAGGAAAUACCUGAUGAGCGGCUCCGUGGCUCCUGUCAAAACUAAAAACGUGGUGCCGCACGACGUCGGGGACCCUGAUGACGAGCCGUGGCAGAAGCUCAACGCCUACCUGAUCCACGACACGGCCGACUGGAAGGACCUGAACCUCAAAUUUGUGCUUCAGGUUUAUCGAGACUAUCACAUGACCAGAAGCUCCUCCUACCUGAGGGACAUGUGGGCUGUCUGCCAGGCUGUCAUGGACGCCACGCUGAGGUUCGACACGGACUGCGACGGGCUGAUAGAGAACUCCGGGUUUGCCGACCAGACGUAUGACGGUUGGGUGAUGACGGGGCCCAGCUCGUACUGCGGGGGUCUCUGGCUGGCCGCUGUCUGCGUGAUGUGUCACAUGGCCCAAAUCCACGGCGACACCGCCGCCUACGAUAAGUUCUCUGCCAUCUUGAAGAAGGGGAAGGAAUCGUUUGAGAAUAGGCUGUGGAACGGGAAAUAUUAUAACUACGACUGCGGGAGCCAAAUGUACCGCGACAGCGUCAUGUCUGACCAGUGCGCCGGCCAGUGGUUCCUGCGGGCGUGCGGCCUGGGCGAGGGGCGCAGCGAGGUGUUCCCCAAAGACCACGUGGCCAGCGCCCUGAGAACGGUGUUUGAGUUGAACGUUAAGCGCUUCGGAGACGGGCGGCUGGGGGCCGUGAACGGGAUGCGCCCGGACGGCACCGUCGAUAAAUCCAGCGUGCAGUCUGACGAGGUCUGGGUCGGGGUGGUUUAUGGACUCGCUGCCACCAUGAUCCACGAGGGCCUGGUGCAGGAAGGAUUUGCCACGGCGGAGGGCUGUUACCGCACGGUCUGGGAGAGGCUGGGAAUGUCCUUCCAAACCCCUGAGGCCUACUGCGAGAAGAACGUCUUCCGCUCCCUGGCCUACAUGAGGCCCCUCAGUAUCUGGGCCAUGCAGCUGGCGCUGGACCGUCGGGCCGAGGAGAAGCCCCCCCAGCCGACCCCGAGAGAGAGCGCGAGACGGCACCGUGAUGUGCAGAAUGCUCUGUGA